Encephalitozoon romaleae SJ-2008 is the source of this 534-nucleotide messenger RNA. Its product is annotated as snoRNP Gar1 nucleolar protein. The record is from RefSeq and is a predicted model, not a curated record. Gene Ontology annotation, biological process: ribosome biogenesis; pseudouridine synthesis. Lineage: Eukaryota; Fungi; Microsporidia; Unikaryonidae. The transcript has a single exon. The coding region runs from base 1 to 534 and encodes 177 amino acids.
AUGGCCAAGAAUUUCAAAAAUAAGAAAGUACAGAAGUCAACAGAAACAAUGGAGCUAGGAAAGGUUUUAUAUAUGUGUCAAGGGCAACCGGUGGUAAAACUGAUGGCAAAAGACAUUCCAUAUCCAAACUCUCCCGUUUUGGAUUUGUCCUCAAGAGUGAUAGGAAAGGUGGACGAAAUUCUAGGAAGAUUAGACGAUGUCCAUGCAACGAUCAGGCUAGAAAAUCCGUCUGGUACUUUGAAGAGGGGGGAGACCUUACUUUCAUAUGUAGAUAAGUUUAUUCCGAAAAAGAGAUUUCUGCCUAGAGAGGAGGUCGAAAAAAAGAAAGAGGAAACAGACCGCAAGAAGUCCAAGUUUAGAAAAGAUCAAAGAGCCGAAAGGGGAAAGCCUGGAGCUUUUAAGGAAAAACAGAGACUGCACGGUAGGAAGACUAACAACAAGUGGGCCUCCAGGCAAAAUGGAAAGAAGCAGGAAUUCGGGAAGGAUAAUAGGAGAAGAAAAUGGGAUUCUAGCAGGAGCAACCGUAACGAUUAA